CAGUGGGUGGAUGGGAUGGGGCCACCCCUGCUAUCCUGGCCUAUCCCUCCCCAUUUCUUCCAUGCAGGCGACGCCAGGUUCCCACCGUGUGGGAGCUCGCUCUCAUCUUGCAGCGGUCGUCCAUCUCUCAUCUCGUCCAAUCUCUCUUCUCCUCCUCCUUCUUUCUCCUGCUGUUGACCUCUUCUUCCUUCCCUCUCUCUUGUCGUCGUCUCGUCUCGUCCACUUUUUCUCUUCACGACACUCGUUUUCGUCAGGCCCUUUUGCGACUUCCCGUCCCAAGACUCGCCCGACUUUAUCUAACUACCUACCUAAUUCUGAGGAGGAAUUCUUUUGCUGAUCCCAAGCAUCCCGUCCAUCCCAGUCGUUCACCGAGAAACCACCCCAAGAAUACUAAAGGAAACACAUACAACAAGAAAGAAAAUCAAGGAAAUACAGGAUCUAGUCCCGUUACAAAUUAGGCCAUCAUGCAUUCUAUGAAGCUCCUCUCCGCCAUUGCGGCUAUUGGUGUCUCCGCCGUAUCUGGCGCUACUACCUGCACCAAGGAUGUCAAGGUCACCCAGCCUACUCCCGUGAUUGACUGCAAGGUCAUCGAUGCCAACCUGAUUAUCGACAAGUCCGUUGCCGGCGAGGUCGUCAUUACCGGCCCCGAGGAGAUUACUGGCGACUUCAUUGCCAAUGAUGCCUCCAAGAUCAUCUCUUUGUCGAGCAGCUCCAUUACCACCAUCGGUGGCAAGCUUUCCCUCGAGUCCCUUGAGGCUCUCCAGACCCUUCAGAUGGACGCUCUUACCGACGUCGGCGAGCUCAGCUUCAUCACUCUCCCCCGUCUCGGCACGUUGGUUUUCGGUACCAAGGGCGUUACUAAGAUCAGCGCCAUCCGAAUUAGCGACACCUACCUCAGCGAUCUGAGUGGUCUUAGUGUCGCCGCCGUCGAUAGCUUCCAGAUCGACAACAACAGGAAGAUCACCGCCUUCAACUCUGAUCUCGUCAACGUUACCAAGGAGCUCCUUAUCUUCGACAACGGCAACAACAUGGACAUUACCAUGAACAAGCUCGAGGUCGUUGCUGAGGUCCAGAUCUCCAACGCCAAGAACUUCGAGGUUCCCGCCCUUGAGCGCGUCACCAAGAGUCUCAAGUUCACCAGCAACCCUGAGCUGAAGUCUCUUGCCUUCCCCAACCUUACCAAGGUUUCCGAGACCAUCUCCUUUGUCGACAUGAACAAGCUCACCAACAUCUCCUUCCCCGCCCUCGAGACCAUUGGUGGAGGUCUUGCCAUUGAGAACAACACCAAGCUCAUUGCCAUUGACGACCUCCCCAAGCUCAAGACCGUUUAUGGCGGUAUCAGCCUCCGUGGUAACUUUGAGAAGGUCGAGCUUCCCAAGCUUGAUACCGUCAGUGGCACCGUUGUCGUCACCUCCACCACUGAUAUCAAGGACUUCUGCCAGUUCUUUAAGGACCUCAAGGAUGACGGCAAGAUCGAGGGCGAGGAGACCUGCACCUGGGACAACCCUGAGGCUAACGAGGGCGGCAACGGUGGCGAGAGCGACACCAAGUCCGGCUCCAGCUCCGAUAGCAAGGAUGAGGAGGAUGCUGCUGGCAUCCUCAAUGUUAACAUGGUCUCUCUGGCCGCUGUUGGUCUUUUCGCUGUUGCUCAGCUGCUGUAAGGAGGAGAUAGACGAGGGAAAAUGGUUCGGUUUUUGGCGUCGUCCCCUGUUCUCAUGUUCUUGUUUUUUCUCCAACAUAUUGUGUUUUGUCAUCCUUCGUGAGGCACAAGAUGUCUUUCGCGGGGGCAGCAAGUGCGUUCAAAGGAUAACCCGUUAGAGCUUAAUAAUCGACUGUACUUGGACUGAACCUCCUCAA
Messenger RNA from Fusarium vanettenii 77-13-4, 1857 nucleotides. RefSeq lists its product as uncharacterized. The transcript has 4 exons. Bases 465 to 1661 code for a protein of 398 amino acids. The record is from RefSeq and is a predicted model, not a curated record. Gene Ontology annotation, biological process: fungal-type cell wall organization. Lineage: Eukaryota; Fungi; Ascomycota; Sordariomycetes; Hypocreales; Nectriaceae. Gene Ontology annotation, cellular component: plasma membrane; fungal-type cell wall.